Messenger RNA from Ciona intestinalis (vase tunicate), 3112 nucleotides. RefSeq names its product kelch-like protein 15. Gene Ontology annotation, molecular function: protein binding. NCBI's taxonomy places the organism in Eukaryota, Metazoa, Chordata, Ascidiacea, Phlebobranchia, Cionidae. The record is from RefSeq and is a predicted model, not a curated record.
UGUCGGUAAACACAUGCUGUGAAAUUCUCAACGAAAAAUGGCGCGGCGGGACGCAGUGUUUCCGAAUAUUUUAAAAUGUUUAUUUAAAACAAAAAAAUAUUCCAUUUACAUUUUAUUUAUUACAAAAAUAUAGCUCAGAAAACACCAUACAAAUUAUAUAUUUUAUUUUAGUUAUAAUCUAGAAAUACUUUAAUUAUGUUAAACAAAUAAAGUGUGUAUGAAAAACAACGUAAUUGGUAAAUAUAAAACAUUGAAAACACUGGUAUAUGUGAAUUGGCAAAAGCUGCAGUUUUUUAACUGAAUGUCAAAAUUAUUAAUUUGCGAUUGCGUUUUAUUUCACACGUAGAGUUCAAACCACAAUGUUAACACAACAGAUUAGAACUUUUCCUCCAUUACUGCAGGGCGGUAAGCACGCAGCGUGGAAAUGAUUUCUUUGUUUUUCACCGAAUGUUUUUUGUUGUUCAGCACGCUUUACCAUUUCAGUUUAAGUAACGUGCGUCAUUGCCUUUCUCUCCUCAAUGGAAAGGAAAUUGCUCUCUCCUUCUUUUCUCUCUGCUCCUGCUCCAUAAGCAUGUUGACUGCAGUUUUAGCUUAUAAAUGUGGCUAAACUCUGUAUAUCUAAAUGAACAAUUUAGUUUCACAAACAGUUUAUACGUUUUACAGUUAAAUUACCACAAUUGGCAACGGAAAAUGCCGUUUAAAAUGUAAACCGGUGAGCGAGCGUCAACUAAACCGUUAUGUUAAAGGCCUAGGCUAGUUGUUUACCGAGUCUGGCUUUAGCAUUCGUUUCUCUUUGCACGUAGGCAUUAGCAGCAGAUUGUUUUGAACAGUUGCGCCGCAAGGCUUGCGGCAAUUGUGUUCCACUUAUAUAAAUGUGUUCGGGCAGGCGAAGAUAGACCAUAUACAUGCCGCAAUGAAGAAAAACGACCACGCCGCUAUUUUGUUCCGUGAGAUGAGCAAAUUCCAACAAGUUGGAAUAUUAUGUGAUAUUGUAGUACCAGGCAAGAUAAAAGUCGAGCCGGCCCACCGAAUAGUUCUGCUAAGUGCCCGCUCCUGCGACGGAGAUAGCGGCUCCGAGGACGAAGGCUUCACGUCUUCGACAAGUGAAUCGAUAUCAGUAGAAGACGCGUACUUACCGUUAGAUAGUGUCACUCCAAAUACCCUGCAGCACAAGUCAGUGCACGACUCGCUGCAGCAACGACUGGGAAACUUGAACGAAUUCCGAUUACACCAUCACUGUUGUGACGUCACUUUGAAAACCGAAUCUUCCCAACAUGACGCGCAUCGUGUCGUACUAGCCGCAUGUAGCGAAUAUUUUCGUGCAAUGUUUACUUUGAACAUGAAAGAAAAUAACAUGGACUGCAUUGAACUAAAAGGAACGGACAGUUUUUACUUCCAAAAAGUUCUAGAGUUCAUUUACACAGGAGAGAUCAUACUGAACUUAACUGACGCAACAGAAAUAAUGCAUCUUGCAGUGUAUUACCAAAUACAUGAACUGGUACAUAGCUGCAAGGAGUAUUUACUUGCACAGCUUUCCAGCACAAACUGUUGCAAUUUGUACAGACUUGGCAAAGACCUUGGGCUUGAUUCUUUCACACGAACAUGCCUUCUCUUUAUCCAUCAGCAUUUUGAGGAGCUGGGAUCAAAUCUAUGUGAUGUUGGACUCCUAGAUGAAGAUGACUUGUUGUGGUGCUUGCAAAGUGAUACUCUGGGUGGUGGGGACCCCGAUUCUAGCUCAGAGAGCUCAGUUUUUCAAGUUGUUCUAGGAUGGAUGGAAGAGCAUGUCUUUGAUCUCACAGAACAGGCAGUGAAUGAAAUGUUAAGUAACAUCAGAUUCACUUUAAUCGCACCAGAAACCUUGGAAAGAUAUUUCAAUCAACUCAAAGAGUUAUUACCAUUUACUGAGGUUAUUUCUACCCAUUACAACACAGCAUCAAACUAUCACUGCCAAGUACACGAACAGCCAUUUCUUCAAACAAACAAAACAAACUUGCGUAAAACCAAAUCCUCAUGCGUCUGCAUUGACGGAGUCAUUACUCAAGAUAAAGUUCUCAUCCCAAGGGACUUUCCCCAACAUGAUCUAAUUACCGAUGAGGUUUUUACGUCAGAAACCGAUUCAACCAUCCGUGACCCGUACCACAAUGUGGUUGAACUGAACGGCUUCAUUUUCGUGUUUGGUGGGACAAGAUACUACAAGACAGGCUAUAGUUCUUCAGUUCUUCGAUACGACCCAAGGCUUAACACAUGGAUUGAAUUAAAGAAUAUGAAACACGAGCGUGGAGACUUUAUCGUUUGCGUGGUUAACAAUGAGAUUUACGUCAUUGGUGGUCGCAACCGCACUGGAGCGUUGUCAGCAUGCGAGAAAUAUAACUGCAGAGACAACACAUGGACUGUUCUAAGAGAUCUGCCACAGGGUGUUUACAUGGCAGCCGGACUCAGCUACGAAGGAAACAUUUAUGUUUCUGGUGGUUUCAAUGAUUUUGAGUCUCUUGGUACCAUGUUAUGUUAUUCCCCUGUAUCAAACACAUGGGAGGAGAUGUUCUCACACAUGAUGGUGGAUCGUGGUUUCCAUGCUAUGGUGCCUGGCCACGAUGGCAAGCUAUGGGUGGUAGGUGGAGUGGACAACCCCUUUGCUGGUAGAAAUGUGUGGGAAAUCGAAGCGUUCGAUACGAAGGACAAAAACUGGGUAUUUCUCGGCCAAGUUCUUCCUGUUGAGCCCUUCCAGUCAACCCUUAGACUAAACUCAACUCGAACAGUUGACGGCCAUAUUUCUCUGUUUUCUGUAUCUAAACCGACCUCGUAUCCACCCGUUGCGUACGACAACGCAAAACGAAUGUGGUACCAAGUAAAAGCAUCUGUUGACUCGCCGAAUAUUGCAAUAGAUUUCUCAUUUCACAAAAUCUAAUUGGGUGCUUUAUAUGAAUAAGGUGUAUAACGAACAUGGUGCUUAGCACACACAUCAAGUGUUUAGAAAAAUAUUGUGUUUUUGAAACAUCAGUUUUAUGCCCUACGUUGUUCCUAUUGUUUUAUUGUAUCACUGAGUUCUUAAACCUCUCUACUGUCAACAUAUCUCGCUGAUAAGUUGGUUGAAUACAAACACAACUUUAUUGAA